Coffea eugenioides is the source of this 3951-nucleotide messenger RNA. RefSeq lists its product as uncharacterized. The transcript is spliced from 3 exons. Gene Ontology annotation, molecular function: nucleic acid binding; RNA-DNA hybrid ribonuclease activity. Gene Ontology annotation, biological process: DNA integration. NCBI's taxonomy places the organism in Eukaryota, Viridiplantae, Streptophyta, Magnoliopsida, Gentianales, Rubiaceae. The record is from RefSeq and is a predicted model, not a curated record. The coding region runs from base 1 to 3951 and encodes 1316 amino acids.
AUGAGGCAGAAUCACCUCGGCCGAAAUCCUCCUGAAAUUCCAGGGAGGAGGGAUAAGAGGAACUCGAACCUCUAUUGUGCCUACCACCGGGAUGUUGGGCACGAAACUGAAGACUGCAAUGACCUGAAGCGAGAGAUCGAGAAUUUGAUCCGACAAGGAUACCUGAAGCAAUUUGUCCGCAAGGAUAGAGGCUUCAACCGAAGCGUCUCCCACCGGGAGAACCGGGGCCCCCGCCGAGAGGACAGGCGGGACACGAACAUGCAUUGCCGAGAUCCAGAGGAUCGUAGGAAGGACAAGCAGCCUCCACGCGACGGAUCACCGGGCUACGGCCCCAACAUCGCCGGAGUAAUCAACACGAUCGCGGGUGGACCAACGGGAGGAGACAGCCAGAACUCCCGAAAGCGGACCUUCCGCCAGGCCGAGAUGGAGGUGGCCGAGCCAUGCUCUCGGUUGUCCGAGGUCAUCACCUAUGGUCCCACUGACCCCGUCCCCGCCGCUUCCAGCAACCACGAAGCCCUCGUGAUCGAGGUCCUCACCAACAAUUACAUAGUCAAAAAGGUCUAUGUGGACCCCGGAAGCUCGGUAGACGUAUUGUACUACCGAACCUUCGAAAGUUUGAAACUGACCAGGGAGCAGCUCACUCCGGUCAGGACCCCCCUCGUUGGAUUCGGGGGACACGUGGUCCACCCUGAGGGUAUGGUGUCCCUGAUGGUGACCAUCGGGCGUCACCCCCGCUGUCGGACUAUACCCAUCAACUUCGCAGUGGUCAAGGCGGAUUCCCCCUAUAAUAUGUUGAUAGGGCGACCCACACUCAACGCUUUGAGGGCCGUAUACUCCACCUACCACUUGAGCUUUAAAUUCUCAACACCUGAGGGGGUGGCCGAGGUGAGCAGCGAUGUGGGCACCGCCCGAGAAUGCUACCUCGCCACCAUUCAAGCAGCAGUCACACCCCGGCCCUCGCCGAGGUCAGAAGAGAAGAGGCCGGCGGUCCUCUCCAUAGACUGCAUCGACCCUCAGAAGGCAGGAGAGCCCAACAGGCUUGAACCCGGGGAUGAGGUGGAACAAGUGGUCUUAGAUAAAGCGAAACCUGACCAAGUGGUCCAAGUAGGGGCCGGACUCCCCUCACCCCUGAAAGAAGAGAUGAUCUCCCUGAUCAAGGACCACCGAGACGUCUUCGCGUGGUCCGCAGAUGAAGUGGUCGGAGUGCCACCUGAGCUCAUGAUUCAUCAACUCAACGUUAAUCCACAGGCCCGACCUGUGCGGCAGAAACGAAGGCACUUCGGCCCCGAACGUAGCAAGGCCAUAUCGGAUGAGGUCGACAAGCUCUUGCCCGCCAAGAUGAUCCAUGAGAUCCAGUACCCCACCUGGCUAUCCAAUCCUGUUAUGGUCAAAAAGGAUGCCGGUGGAUGGAGGAUCUGCGUCGACUUCACCGACCUUAACAAGGCCUGCCCCAAAGAUUGCUACCCCCUGCCGAGAAUAGACGCCCUCGUCGACUCGGCAAUGGGGCAUGAGAUCCUCUGCUUCCUAGAUGCCUUCAAAGGCUACCACCAGAUAGGAAUGAGUGAGGAGGACCAAGAGAAGACAGCAUUCUACACCGACCACGGUGUCUACUGCUAUUCUACCAUGCCCUUCGGCUUAAAAAACGCUGGGGCAACCUAUCAAAGGUUGAUCAACCGCCUCUUCAAAAAUCAAAUCGGCCGAAAUGUGGAAGCCUAUGUGGAUGACAUCCUCGUCAAAAGUCUCGCCACUUCAUCCUUCCUGUCAGAUGUGAGGGAAGUCUUUGGUGUCCUGCGAGACUCGAGGAUGAAGUUGAAUCCCAAGAAGUGCGUCUUCGGCGUCACCUCAGGAAAGUUCUUGGGGUAUCUGGUUUCCCACCGGGGAAUCGAGGCCAACCCCGACAAGGUCAAGGCCAUUCAGGACAUGUCCCCACCUCGGAACCUCCGGGAAGUCCAACGGCUGAAUGGACGCCUGGCCGCGCUGAAUCGCUUCCUAUCCCAAUCAGCUGAGAAAGCCCUGCCCUUCUUCAAGUACCUGCACCACCUACCCACCCUCGCUUCACCUCGGCCCGAGGAGAAGCUCUACCUCUACCUCUCCGCAGCGGAUGAGGCUGUCAGCGCCGUGCUCAUCCGGGAUGAGGGCACUCAAGUGCCAGUCUACUAUGUUAGCCGAGCUCUCCGUGGGCCGGAGACUCGAUACACUCAAGUGGAGAAACUUGUGCUAGGACUAGUCCACGCCGCCCGGCGACUAAAGCCCUAUUUCCUAGCUCAUCCCAUCUCCGUCAGGACUGACCAGCCUCUACGACAGAUACUGGUGCGGCCCGAGGCCUCCGGACGCCUCACUAAGUGGGCCGUUGAGUUGGGGGAGUACGACUUGUCGUAUGAGCCGCGCACCGCCAUAAAAGCUCAAGCCUUAGCCGACUUCUUGGCCGAGCUCACCUUCACGGAAGGUCGAGAGUCCACCUCCGCCAUUGCCGAAGUGUCCACCUCACACUUAUGGACGUUGUAUGUGGACGGAUCCUCUAAUGGAGAUGGCAGCGGAGCAGGACUGCUCCUGGAGGGCCCCCAAGGAGAAGUGUGCUCGUACGCCCUACGCUUUGGCUUCUCGGCCACCAACAAUGAGGCCGAGUAUGAGGCCUUGAUCGCGGGGCUCCAACUAGCCCGCAGGCUCGGCGCGCAGCAGAUCCACGUCCGCAGCGACUCCCAACUCGUAGUCUGCCAAGUCCUUGGUGAGUAUGAGGCCAAGGACGAAACCAUGCAACGGUAUCUAUCCAAAGUCCACCAACUUAUCGCAUACUUCGAAUCUUUCGAAGUACAACGAAUCCCCCGCUCCCAGAAUAGGCGGGCCGACGCCCUAUCCCGGUUGGCAUCCACCUCAUUCUCUGACCUCAACAAGACCGUUUUGGUAGAAGUAUUGAGCGAGCCGGCGUACAUGGAAGAGGUGGCCUGCCCCGUGAACACGGGAGAGACAUGGAUGAGCUCAUUCAUCCUUUUCUUAGGGCAGGGAGUCCUCCCCGAGGACCGAGCCGAGGCGAGAAAGAUACAGCGCAAAGUAGCCCGGUACGCCCUCCGCGAUGGAGAACUGUAUAAACGAUCAUACCUUGGCCCAUGGCUGAAGUGCGUUACACCCGAGGCAGGACGCCAGAUCCUCCAUGAAAUACACGAAGGCCUAUGCGGGGCUCACGUCGGCCAUAGGAUGUUAGCCAGGAAAGCCUUACUUCUAGGGUAUUUCUGGCCCUCGGUUCGACAAGAUGCCCAAAAUCUCGUUCUCAGCUGCCCAUCCUGCCAAAUCAUCAUCUCGGACAAUGGGAGACAGUUUGCUGAGAACCCCUUCAAGACAUGGUGCGAGAACCUCGGCAUCAAACAACACUUCACUUCGGUCGGCCACCCCCAGGCCAAUGGUCAGGCAGAAAAUUUCAACCGAACUCUCUUGCAUGGCCUCAAGACCCGACUACACCGAGCCGGAUCAUCUUGGGUAGAAGAACUCCCCAGUGUCCUGUGGUCAUAUCGGACCACGCCGAGGUCGUCCACGCAAGAGACACCCUUCUCUUUGACCUAUGGGGCCGAGGCCGUCAUCCCUGCUGAGAUCCUUACACCCAGUCCUCGGCUAACAGCCUAUGUAGCCGAGGUGAAUGGAGAAGAGAGGCAGUUAGAUCUCGACCUCAUCGAUGAGAGAAGGGACACUGCCUCAGCUCGGGUGGCAACCUACAAGAACAACCUGGCCCACUACUACAAUGCCCGCGUCAAGCAUCGGCGAUUCCGGCCAGGAGACUUGGUGCUUAGAAAAAACUCGGUUAGCCGAGCUGAGCCGCAAGGCAAAUUGGGCCCGAAAUGGGAAGGCCCUUACCGAGUUGUGAAGUCUAGCCUAAGUGGCUAUUGUAAAUUAAGUUACCGAGAUGGCUCUCUAGUACCGCGAACUUGGCACGCCGAAAACCUCAGGCUGUAUUAUGUUUGA